Penicillium odoratum is the source of this 648-nucleotide messenger RNA. RefSeq lists its product as uncharacterized. The coding region runs from base 1 to 648 and encodes 215 amino acids. NCBI's taxonomy places the organism in Eukaryota, Fungi, Ascomycota, Eurotiomycetes, Eurotiales, Aspergillaceae. The transcript has 2 exons. Gene Ontology annotation, biological process: mycotoxin biosynthetic process. The record is from RefSeq and is a predicted model, not a curated record.
AUGUCUUUUGAGACACCCCCCAAAGCUGACGAGCCACUGAUGAGCGGUGAGGAUAUGUACCACGAGAGUGGUUUGGGAUACAAGUCUUCGAGAUCCACCAAGCGAUUGCAUCUGUGGAAAGUCUUAGUAAUAGUCACUGGAUGCAUGGUAACAUUCGCACUGGGGGUGAUGACGGGCCGGAAUUUGCCAUCAAAUCACCAGGGCAUGCUAGCCCCGGAAGGUAAUAUCGAGGCUAUCAUAGAAUACAAUAGCACCUUCGGCAUGCAUCCAUCCCCGGAAAGUGACGCCGCGUGGGAAUCGUUGUUUCCCAAAUGUAAUGGAGUCAAUCAACAUGAAGUAUAUGCACCUGAAGCUUCAGGGCUGGUUGUCUACCAUAAUCUGCGUUGCUUGAAUACACUUCGUGGUGUGUAUUACGCCAGCUUGGAUGGGAUACACACCCGAGACAUGGCCGAGGAACAUUACCACCUUGACAGCCCGCUUCAUAUCCGCCAUUGCUUCGACUAUCUGAGGCAGAGUUUGAUUUGUUCGGCUGACACGAAUUUAGAGGCCCUGCCGAAGGAUUUCAUGGUGAAUGAGUGGAGAUUUACGCGUACCUGUCGCGAUUUGGAUGCUGUUAAGGCGUGGGCGGAGGAAAAUCUGGGUCACUGA